AUCUCUACUGGAGUCCAUGGGUCGGACCUUUCAUCUUCCACUCUCAAUCAGUCGUCUUUGGAUGUACGACCUGCGUUUUCGGCUGGCCUCCAAAUGUUGCUUCCAGGUUGCUUAACGCCUCCGUCGACUGACGAAUUCGGUGAUGUAGAAAAAGAACUUGCUAUCCUGGAAGCGAAGGGAAAUGAAAGGCAAACUAAGACAGAGACAGGAAGACAGGAAGAGUUCCAAUCCUCAAAAACUCAUCUGAAACCCGUCGACUCACCUAAGCUUCAUCUUGUUUCAUCAGUCUGUCCACUUAGCUGUUUAUCACCUAUUGUUUCGGUCACUGGCUUGAGCUGCCUUAAUUUUCCCCCCAGUACCUCCUUCUCGGGCUUUCCUUCUUCCAAAACAUGCGAUUCAGCCGAUUUUAUCAGCUCCAUCACUUCUCGAGAAUCUACUUCUCUAGACUCAUCAGCCAACUUACCUCCAGCCACACAAUGCUCCCUGUCGCCCCUCUCUCUUGCACUUCCUUCUCUGAUUGGGACUCCAGAUUCCACUUUUGACGCCAAGAAACUCACCCAAAAUAGUUUCGGUUUAGAUGCUCAGAUGGCGGCUGCAGAAAUGGACAGACAAGGGAAAUAUUCUUCUGAAUCUAUUAUGUGA
Messenger RNA from Protopolystoma xenopodis, 642 nucleotides. The record is from the annotation of a GenBank genome assembly. NCBI's taxonomy places the organism in Eukaryota, Metazoa, Platyhelminthes, Monogenea, Polystomatidea, Polystomatidae.